UUACACGCUCUACGUCGCCUGAUGCAAGGUAGUCCAGAUCAUCCAAAAGCUCCUUUAGGUAAUAAUUAUAGACCGCCUCAACCUUUAUUGCACCGGCCCAUACGCACCAAUAUUGAUUUUAAAACCUCCAAAGCAAAUGGUAAAGCUGCCUGUCCCACCAUGUACAAAGAAGUUUAUUAUAAAGCAACUAGUUGGAAACAACAUUAAAAUUAAACAACACUUUCGAGCCGAACAUGUUGGCCCAUGCACAGCAGCAGCAGAAGGGCGACGAAAACAUGUUUAAUAAAAGGCAAAAUGAUGGGGCAAAGAGGUAAACAAAAUUAUAAAUAAAUUAAAUAAAAGCGUGUAACAGGAGCUUCCACUAAACUAUAAUAAUAAUCAUAAUAAAAACAAAAAACACAAAAAUA
This is a messenger RNA of Lucilia sericata (common green bottle fly), 407 nucleotides long. It is a transcript of the gene CARPB, whose product is annotated as carbonic anhydrase-related protein 10. The annotation marks the transcript as partial. The record is from RefSeq and is a predicted model, not a curated record. NCBI's taxonomy places the organism in Eukaryota, Metazoa, Arthropoda, Insecta, Diptera, Calliphoridae. The transcript has 2 exons.